CGAAGUAUCUCCAGAAGUAUCUCCAGAAGUAUCUCCGCUUGUGCUUCGCGUUGUUUUUGUGCCCAUUAAAGUGUCUCUGUGCCUCGCAUUGCCUGCCUAGCUGUUGGGAAAGUAGUGAAAGGCCAUCAAACGCUGACUGAAAGAAUUUGCAGAAUGUUCCUCCUUGCGCUCUUCUGCCUCUCCCUGGCAGCGCUGGGCGGCCAGGCCAAGCCCUAUGAGCCGACGGCCCAGCACAUUGUGAUCGUGACGCCGCAGGCGCAGGUGCACCUGGAGCCAACGCUGCGCUACGUGCACGGCCUCUCGCCGCUGGCCCGCGUGGCCACGCCCCACCACGAGGAGACGAUCGUGUACGUGCCGGCCGGAGCGGCUGCCUCGGUGGUGCCCGUGCUGGACACUGUGGGCUCGGGCCGCGCCGGCGGACUGGAGGGCAAGCAGUUCGAGGGCGUGCAGGAGACCUCCAACCAGAUCCAGCAGCAGGUGUCGCAGGGCGUCGAGAUUGUGUCGGGACAGAUCGGAGAGGCUGCCGCCGCCGCCGCCUCUGCCGGCGCUGGCUUCUUCCCCGCCCUCUUCCCCGGCGGCUCCAAGAAGGAGGAGCUGAUUGAGACGCCGGCCAACACCCAGCCCCUGAUUGCCGCCGAGGCGCGUCACUUCUACAGCCUGCCGCAGGUGUACCACACCCAUCCAGUGGUCGAUGUGGUCCACACUCCCGUCUACUCCUGGCCCAUUUCCUCCAUCCGCGCACGCAGCAUCCAGCAAGAGCCAGAAGUGGCCGCCGAGUCGGCCGUGAAGCUGGCACCCACCGCAGAGACUGGCGUGAAGGCAGAGCCCGAAGUGAAGGCAGAUUCGAAGCUCAAGAAGGAGCUGGAGCUGAAGAAGGAGUUGGAGCUGGUUAAGGCAGAGCCGGAACUGAAGGCAGCGAAGGCAGAGCUGAAGCCAGAGCUUGAACUGAAGAAGGAGCCGCUGCCCGUGGAGCUGCCGCUGCUGAAGGAGCAGCCACUGAAGGAGCAACCACUGCUGAAGGAACAGCCACUGGAGCCACAGCCAAUCAUCGCCGAGCCACAGGCCACCAAGGCCGAGUUCGCUGGACGCCUGCUGGAGAGCAACGCCAUCAAGCAGGAGCUGCAGAGCCCCGAAAUCGCCAAGGAGCAGAUCAAGGAAGAGCCGGCCAAGGGACUGCCAGAGGAGCCACUGAUCAAGGCCAUACCCGCCGAGCAGCCCAUCGAGCAGCCCAUUCAGCCGCAGCAGCAGCAGCAGCAGCAGCCGAUCCUCAAGUCAGAGCCCGCUGAGAGCAUUGCCAUUGCCAUUCCCAUUGUGCCACAGGCCUAGGUGUACGUCCACGAACCCGCAGAACGCAUCUCUGAAUCUCACUCCUACUAUGGGCAGCUUUGGUUCUUCGACUGAUUCUCAUCGCAUGCUCGGCUUGGACAGACAACAAGCCUGAGCAGGG
This is a messenger RNA of Drosophila subobscura, 1447 nucleotides long. Its product is annotated as RNA polymerase II degradation factor 1. The coding region runs from base 154 to 1326 and encodes 390 amino acids. The record is from RefSeq and is a predicted model, not a curated record. The transcript has 4 exons. NCBI's taxonomy places the organism in Eukaryota, Metazoa, Arthropoda, Insecta, Diptera, Drosophilidae.